AUGGCUAGCCACCAGCUCCAUGAGCUCUGUGUCGAACAGAAGAUAGACUUUGUACUUGUUCAAGAACCGCUCAUCAUGAAUAACAACUCGAUAUAUGCGUUUGAAACCUGUAAGCGGGCGCAUAUCAGUCGCGACGCCGGUGCGGCCGUAAUAGUCCUGACCAACCGUUAUCAGAGUAUCCUCUUGGGGGCUUUCUCGUCAAGCCACACCGUAGCGAUCAUAGUCAGGUUUGGUCCUAGACAGUUGGACGAUGUUAUACUGGUAUCGUCCUAUUUUAAGUACAACACCCCUACCAUUCUCCACAUAGAGCGUUUAAGCCAGAUCAUGGAAAAAGAGAAACGUAUCCUCAUCGGGGUGGACACGAACGGUCACUCGAAACUCUGGUUUUCGGAAACCCGGAACCGUCGCGGUAGAACCGUCGAUGAGUUCAUACACAAAUAUGGUCUUAGGGUUCAUAACAUAGCCGGGCAAAUGAACACCUUUCGCCGCCGAGAUAACAGGACGUCCAACAUCGACGUUACGCUUACGACGGCUGACAUCGGACAUAAAGUCAGAAAUUGGCAGGUCAGUGAUGAAACUGACAGUGAUCAUAGGGUUAUCAGUUAUAACCUACUCGUCCGUAAACCGCCCCCGAGAAUCCCGGGGCCAGUGCGGUACAACGCUAAGACAGCGGAUUGGGAUCUAUUCAACACUACCCUCCUUGGCGAGGUAGGCCGCAUCCCUUGUAACUGCAUUAACGCUAUGGCUGCGGGCAUAACCCGUGCUCUGACUACAGCUGCGGAUAAAGCCAUGACGAAAAAGAGACCGUCUGGUGGCCUGGGCAAGAACCCAUGGUGGUCCCCAGAGUUGGCAUCACUAAGAAAAGAUCUGGUCCGAAAGAGACACCAAGGUCUUAACAGACCGGAGUACAACACACUUAGAAACAGUUUCCUGACGGCAAUCAGAAAGCACAAAGCCGACACGUGGAAAAACUAUGCUAAUGAAUUGAACACUAACCCUUGGUCCAGAGCCUUCAGCUGGGCCAAGAAAGGCAGUCGACCAAGAUCGAUCCCGAGCACGCUCACGAAAGAAGACGGCUCUCAAACUGUUGACUGUCUGGACACAGUCGAAUUGGCUUUGGACAAGUUUGUGCCGAGAGACCCGCAACAAGGCGAACUGGUCUACCAGGGCCCUCUGGAAUACACGGAGUCCCUUGAUCCGGAGUCUAUAAAAGUGGCCAUAUGGCGAAUCAAACCUUCGGGCGCUCCUGGAAUGGACGGAAUUACGGCCCGGAUGCUCAGGAAGGCUUGGCCCGCGCUCAGAGAACCGAUAACGCAUCUCUUCGGCCAGUGCGUCAAAGCAGGUCAAUUCCCUGAUUGUUGGAAAACGGCGGAGCUGGUACUGGUGCCGAAACCUGGCGCAACUGACGCAUCUCUGGUCAAGUCGUUCAGACCAAUCAGCCUGCUUCCUGUCCUUGGGAAAACACUUGAGACUAUAAUAAUAGGUAAAAUUAUAAACGAGACCACCUUGGACACGCACGUAGAACAGCACGGCUUUACAAAGGGUAAAUCCACCUCCGGUGCUCUGGAAGCAGUCUAUGACUGGUCGACUCGUCCAGUUCGCGGCAUAUCUUUGGUACCUUCCUAG
This is a messenger RNA of Macrosiphum euphorbiae (potato aphid), 1626 nucleotides long. Lineage: Eukaryota; Metazoa; Arthropoda; Insecta; Hemiptera; Aphididae. The record is from the annotation of a GenBank genome assembly.